AUGAUGCGCAUCGUGCUGCUGCUGCUGCUGAUCUGGAGAAGUUCCUCGGCGCAGGUCUUGUACCUGCUGCAAAACUUUCCGAAUCGGAUCCUCAGGAGCAACCUGGAGGGACAGCAGCAGGUGGUCCUGGCCGAAGGGCUCCCACACCCGAUGGGCAUUGCGGUGGAUGAUAUUCACCAUGCAUUGUACUUCGGGGUCUCGGAUGACGAUUCGGAUCGGAUCAUGAAGCUGAGACUCGAGGACAGCAAGCUGGAGGAGGUGGUGACUGGUGUCCACGCAGGAGGUGUUGCCGUGGACGGUGUCCAUGGCCAUCUCUACUGGACGGAGCUGACGGAGGGCCGCGUGAUGCGCUCCCGGCUGGAUGGGUCCCAUGUGCAAGUCCUGGUGGAGCAGAUGCAGGAUCCCGGUGGCAUUGAGUUGGACAUCCUAGCCGGGCGCAUGUACUGGUGCGACCAGCCGGGCCACGAGGGAUUCGGAAGGAUUCUGAGUGCUGGACUCGAUGGCAGCGACGUGGUGACGGUGACCAACCACACGGCAUAUCCCAUGGAUCUGGCAGUGGACACCGUCGAUGGCCAGCUGUACUGGACGGACGCCGGCAAGUUUCAGAUCGCUCGUGCGAAGCUGGACGGAAGCCAAGUGGAGGUGCUGCAGAACAAGUCCUUGGAGUUCAACGAGUCGAAGCCGAAGGGCCGACACAUCACCGGCCUGCUGGACCCCCACGGCAUCGUGCUGGACCGGCGCCAAGGCAAGAUCUACUACACCAUGCUGGGCACGGUCUACAGCAAGAUCGGUGGCCCCUCUCAGUCGCGGAACGCUCGUCUGCAGCGGUCCAACCUGGAUGGCAGCGACGUGGAGACGCUGGCGGAGUUUGGGCCCACGCAGCCGGUAGCUUUGGCCAUCUCCUUCCAUGACCGGGAGGGCAUCUCGGCACAGGCCGUCGAGAAUGGCGCGAAUGGCAUCGGCCGCCGCGACCAUCGCAACUUGGCCAAAGGGCCGAUGGCCGUGAUCGCUUUCAUAUCCGCAGGCGAAGCCUUCAUCGGCCCAAACCUGCAGAAGACGAAUCCGCUUUCGAGCCAGGGCAUUCAGGUGAGCCAGGUGCGGCCCAGCUUCCAGAGCUCCAAGAGCGAGAGCCUUUGGAAGGCGGGGGCAUCUGUGUUGCUGCUGGGCUUGGCAUUGCCCAAGCUCCGCCGCGAGCAAGCGAAGGUCCGCCCAAGGCGCUGCACGGUGAAAUGCUUCGCUGGCGCCGUGCCCUCGCCGGUCGCGAAGGAGGUGAUGCCAAUGGCUGACCUCAUCGACAUGGACGUGCCGGAAGUCACGUGCCAGGGAAUGGACCAGAUCUUCACGGAAUCCGUCCCCAUCUCCACGCCAACCUUGGCCGCCUCGCCCGCGCCGCUGGCUACGUCGCCCGGAAUGUCGAGUGCCCGCUUUGUAGGCUCCGCACGCUUCGCCCGCACUCGGAAAUCUUCCACGUCCGCGCGCGGCGCACGUGCCGCGCGCGCCGCGCGGCGCGCGGUGGGCCAGCGCCUAGCGCCGGCGAGCCACACGCCGAUGCCUGCGGUGAGUUUCGACCCCAGUUCUUUGCGCUACCCCAUCCAGAAGGGCCUCCGCAUCUCGCAGGCCCAGCGCUGCAAGCGCUCCCGCGAAGGCCGCGGCGUCGGCGGCGCCGUCACGGACGUCACAGGACACAACCUAAUGAAAGGAGAAAGCCACGUCCAAGUAGAAAAUCUAGAAGAUCUUUCGAGUUCGAUGAUUUGUCCCAUCCCAUGUCGCUCUUCGCGAUGGUACUCUUUCGACUCGACCGAGGCUUCAACGCUGGCGUGA
Messenger RNA from Effrenium voratum, 1821 nucleotides. NCBI's taxonomy places the organism in Eukaryota, Dinophyceae, Suessiales, Symbiodiniaceae. The record is from the annotation of a GenBank genome assembly.